Messenger RNA from Closterium sp. NIES-67, 5710 nucleotides. The record is from the annotation of a GenBank genome assembly. NCBI's taxonomy places the organism in Eukaryota, Viridiplantae, Streptophyta, Zygnematophyceae, Desmidiales, Closteriaceae.
CAGGUGAGGGAGGGGAGCAGGGCGACGGCGACUUGCAAAUAGGUGAAAAGCGUUGGUAGCUCCUAGCAGAAGGGCAAGUUGAGAGGGGUAAGUGGGUGCGAGGGACAGAAGCUUAGAUUAGCUCCCUGGUACUGCCACGGAGAUUACAGAAGCACUGGUGAAGAGUGGCGGAAUACACUCGGAGAAGCUCAAUAGUCUAUAUCACAGAAGCUCUUUCCUCGUCUUUAGGCAUCUCUUAUUUCAUCGCUAUGAACUAGUGGAGGAACCUUAGCAGCUGGAGGAGGCGCUUUUCCUUCUCUUGCAGCCAAUAACCUCAGAACCGUUCCGAGGUUAAUAUUCUCUCCAUUAGAAUCCGGGCUCAGCAGCAUUGCUAUUUCUCUCUCACCAUGGCCGAGAUUGGACCGCUAAAGCUAGGAUUUGGGAUGAUGCGACGACUACUGCCAUACUGGUUCGCUCUAGUCGUAGCGGGGUUAGUGUCACACGCCGCAGCCACCGACUGGAGUAGCAUUGCGGCGAAGCUGGAUCCCGGAAUGCAGAAACUCAACUCAUGGCGGACCAACAGCGACCCUUGCGGAAGCCCUCCCUUUCAAGGAGUCACGUGCGACGGGCACCACCAGCCGGUCGCCCUGCAUUUGAACGGCCUGGGGCUCGCGGGCGAGAUUCCGGUGGAGAUUAAUCAAAUCGCGUCUCUGACGUUCCUCGAUCUGGGAAAGAACGCCCUCAGCGGCGCCAUUCCCGACAGCAUCAACAACAUCCUCAACCUCCAGGUGCUCAGCUUGAGCUCCAAUCGGAUUGGUGGACGGAUUCCGGAGCUGAAUCUGAUAACGAGCCUCUUUUCGCUGGACCUCAGUCGGAACCAGCUCGGGGACUCCAUUCCCGCCUCCAUCGGCUUGCUCACCAAGCUCAAGGUGCUGGAGCUGAACAACAACGAGCUCGCGGGUUCGAUUCCCGACGCCAUCGGCAAUCUGAAGCAGCUGCAGGACGUGUCUCUGGCGGAGAACCGCCUCACCGGCCGCGUGCCCAAGGGGCUUGAGUACCUGCGAGAAAGCCGCACUGCUAACUACAACUUCACCGCCAAUGGCCUAGGCUUCUGCGGAACGGGGUUUACCGGCCUAGUGGCAUGCCCCGGCGACCCCCCUUUCAUCCCCCGCAGCAAAUCCACACCGUCGCUUUCCCCGCUUCCAAAGCUGCCGCCCAAAACCCCCACCGUUCCCAAACCCAAGACUCCUAGAGUACCCACGCCCAGAAAGCCUGUCGUGCCGACGCCGAAGGUCCCUUCUGCGUCUCCUGUCAAGCCUGCCCGCCCAGUCAUUCCCAAACAGCCACUCAACCGAACUGCACCCCCCAUUGCAACCACCUCCCCUGUCGCCCAGCCCAAUACCCCUUCCUCCCCUCCAGCCUCCGCCACUCCUUCCCCCUUACUCGCUUCCCCCGGCCCCCCUUCCGCCUCCCCCCCGGACACCUUUAUCCCGCUCAAACCGGCGGUUCCGCCGCCUGCGCCGCUUCCCCCAACUGGCAGCACCACUGCCGUUGCUGAUGGCAGCACCAGCAGCAGCAGCAUCGACAACAGCAGCGAUAGCAGCAGCAGCAAUGGGAGCAGCGGCAGCAGCAGCAGCGGGGGGCUGAGUCUGCCAGUGUAUAUCGCCAUAGGGGCGGGUGCGGGGCUGGCGUGUAUCUUGGCCGCGCUGCUGCUCGCGUGGUGCUGCUGCUGCAGGGGAGGGCGCAAGGAUAAGAAGACCAAGGGGGUGGACAAAGACGGCUUCAAGGAGCCCGCCCUGUCUGUCGCCGCGGGCGGCGCCUGGGCGGCGAAGAAGCAGAAGCAGACAAACCGUCUCGGCGCCAUGCCACCCUCCACCGUCGCCGCAUCUGUCGGCUCCCCGGGAGCGCGCUCCCUGGCCGUCGAUGUCGAGAUGGGCGGCUGUCUGCCGUCCUCCCGCGAUCUCGCCGUGUUUCCCGCUGCCGCCUCCCCUACAGGCGCAGCGCCGGGCUCGGCGGCUGUAGCGGGGCUGGCUGUAGCGGGAGCAGCGGGAGCGGCUGCUGUGGCGGCUACAGCCAGGCAAGAGUCGCGCGGACGGCAGGAGAGGAGAGAGCGACAGAGUGAGUCUAGAGACCCGAAGGUUCGGCAAUCGGCGGCUUGGGAGCAGGCUCGGGGACAGGAGCAGAGCGGGUCUUUUGGUAGGCAGGAGGAUACGACAAGGGAUGCGAGCCAGCACAGUGCGUAUGGUACUCAUAGUGGCCGUGCUGCUGCUGGUGCUGCUGCUGGUGCUCCUGCUGGUGCUGAUGCUGGUGCUGCAUCUCGUGGUUACUACGACAGUGGUUACACGGCCCAGUCGACCGAGAAAGGCGCUGCUUACAGCAGUAUGAGCGCAGCGAGUGUGGCCCGGAACAGCGCUACCACCCCCAGCCCUGUCAAGAAUCUGGGCGGGUGGGGCGCCGCUAGGCAGCAGAGAGCUCCUGUGGCUGAUGCCGUUGCAGAGAGUGAGGGUGAGAGGGAGAGAGCGAGGGAGAGGGGGGGGGAGAGGGAGAGUGGGAGCGAGAGUGAGAGCGACGGCCCCCCGUCGCACUCGGUGGUGUCGUCGGUGGUGAGCAGGGACAGGGGGUGGGACGACGGCAGCAAAAUCGGGUCUGGAAUGGGCGCUGCUAGUAGCGCCCUUGACGCUCACAACAGCAGUGGGGGGACGCAUGUAACCGCGCCUGCUUCUGCUUUUACUGCCGCUGCCGCUGGUGCCGCUGGUGCCGCUGGUGCCGCUGGUGCUGCUGGUGCAGCAGCGAGUAGGGGACGUGGAGGGGGCCAGUCUGCUGCUGCAGCGGUGUCAGGUGCUUCUGGUGCGUCGGGUGCCACUACCGGUCUAGACUCGGACGCGGAGGAGAUAGAGAUGGAGGAGAGGGGGUGCGGAAGAAUGGCUGCAGCCUCGCCUGUUACCAGCGCGGCAGCCGUGAGCAACGCUGUGGGAGAAAGCCCACGCAAGCCGGGGUCAGGUGCACCUGGGGUAGGCGCAAUAGGUGCCACUGGUGCAGGUGCAUCUGGUCCGCGGGUGGGCGUGUAUGGGCCAGCCGGGCGGUCGCUGCGGGUAACGGACCUGCACGUGGAGGAGGGGGAGGAGAGCAGCAGCGUGACGAGCGACAGCAGUGAGAGCGACUACCCCACCUCCGCACACAGGCUCGCACGAGCUGGUUCGCCAGCAGCAGCAGCAGCAGCAGCAACAGCAGCAGCGGGAGAGAGGAGAGAGAAGCCCGCAGCAGCAUCGCCUGCUAUUCCCAGGGGGUGGGCUGCCGGCGCCACUGCUGCCACUGUGGCUGCAGCAGCUGCUGCUAUCUCACCUGCUCCUGCUGUGGCAUCCAGUGCCAGAGGCACUGGCGCCGGGGCGCAAGGGGAGAGGGAUGGAGACACGUUGGACACGUCAGCAGAUGGUGACGAGGCAGCAGGGCACGGGUUAGAGCGGUAUUUCACGGUUGCUGAGCUGGCACUGGCGACGAACGAUUUUGGGCGGCAGAGUGAGCGCAGCGUGCUGGGCAGCGGGCGGCACGGCACUGUGUACCGCGCACGGCUACCGGAGGGGACGACAGUGGCUGUAAAACGACUGAGCGACAGAAACCUGGAGCAGUCCCCUCGCGAGUUCAAGUUCGAAGUCGACUCACUAGCCCAGGCCAAGCACCCCAACCUGGCAGCAGUGCUGGGGUGCUGUGCGGAGGGCGAAGAGCGCAUGCUGGUGUACGAGUACCUCGAGAACGGGUCGCUGGACUCGUGGCUCUACCAGACCGCUGCUGGGGGCUCGGCUGACACUCUCGACUGGCCCAUGCGCAUCCACGUUGCCAUAGGGUGUGCCAAAGGCCUCGCACAUCUCCAUGGCGGCAUGGCAGUGAAGGUGGUGCACAGGGACGUCAAGGCCAGCAACGUGCUGCUGGACGCGCAGUGGAACGCCAAGCUGGGCGACUUCGCGCUGGCCAAGGCCAUGGGGCGCGACCAGGGGCACGUGGGCACGCGGGUCAUGGGGACCUUUGGAUACGUGGCUCCUGAGUACUUGAACACGGGGCUGCUGACAGAGCGCAGUGACGUGUACAGCUUUGGUGUGCUGCUGCUGGAGCUGAUUUCUGGCAGGCGGCCCAUCGACAACGAGGCACCCUCGGACCAGAUACCAAUGCAUGCCAGACGCCCCAUUGGCAAUGAGGCGCUCUCGGACCAGCGUGUGCAGGAACGCAAGAGUGGCAGACGGCCCAUGGACUACAAAGGUCCCUCCAACCAGGAACCCAUGAUCGGCAGGCGGUCGUUUGAGCAUGCAACACGCUCGAAGCAGGAACGCAAGUUUGUCAGACGGCCCAUGCAUAAGGGAGCACCCUCGGACCAGGUCGACUUGGUGCGGUGGGUGCGGGCCAAAGCAGCAGAAGAGCGGCUCCUCGAAAUCCUCGACCCGCGGCUGCAGGGGGCGGUGCCUGGGGACGACGUGGAGUAUGCGCUGGGGGUGGCGCUGCGAUGCGUGGAGCCCAACGCGCUCAAGCGGCCGCGCAUGCCGCAGAUCGUGCACAUGCUGGAGAGUGAAGACCCCAAGCAGAGGGACGACUGGGUGGCACGGAGACCAAGCCCUUCCAGUGCCCGCUCCCUUGCCUACCGGGACCCUUCCCCCCGCGCCAGUUUCCGAGACCCCUCCCCCUGCUCCCAACACCUACGGGAUUCCUCCCCCCGCGCCACCAUCCGAGAGCCAUCCCCCCGCGCCCCCUACUUCCGUGACCCCAGCCCGCGCUUCCCCGCUGCUGCCUCCGUGCCUGGGAGCACUGGAGGUUACUCCAGUGGUGGGGGGGGAGGGGGAGCAGGAAUGGGGGCGGGAAUGGGAGGGGGGGCUGCUGCUUGGUCGGAUUCUAGUAGGGGGACUAGUCCCAGGAUAGGGGGGCUUGGCUCAGCAUCGCAUAACGGCACUUACUACGGCAUGCCAGGUUCAGCGAGAGCUGCUGAGCCUUACCGGGGCAGCAGCAUGAGCCCAAGGCAGUAUGGAAUGCCGGGUUCGGCAAGGGCUGCAGAGCUGUACCGAAUUAGCAGCAGUCCGAGGCAAGGUGGCACGCCGAGCCAGAACAGCUAUUACCCGUCGCGCAAUGCAUCUAGCCCCACCGCUCCGGACAUUGGAGCCAUGAUUGCGUCUGCUGCUAUGAGGACAUCUAGCCCAAGAGCCCUGCAUUUCCAGGGUAGUAGUGGAAGUAGCCCCAGGGCCAUGUCCCCUAGGGGCUAUUCACCCCGAGCGUUUGGAGGACCGGGGGGUAUGGUAGGAGGUUCCCCUGCAGCAGGGGCGGGCAUGGGCAUGGGGAUGAGCAUGGGCGUGUCGCCACGAGUGGCGAGCCCAAGGCCGUCAAGUCCGCGCAUGCAGAAUGGGGAUGCGGGGAACAUCAUUGCAAGCCAUGCCAUGAGCAUGAGCACGUACAGGAGACAGGGGUCCUGGAGUAGGAGAUAACACGGCGACACGGGACGGACACAUUCGUUAGACUUGAUUCAUGUGUAACAAUGGGUUGAGGGAUAACGCUGGAAGCUUAGGAAGGUGUAGUGGAAGCUUUGUUAGAGCAUGGACAAGUGUUUGUCCAGAAGUCCCGAGACUGAUGUUUAGUGGAAGGUCAUAUGAUACGAGCAAAGAAGUGCAGGACGGGGUACCGUACUAGAGCAUGGAGUGAGCAGUCGCUCAAUACCCGGCCACUCUGGCAGAUCUCUGAUCAUUCCUGACCAGGGCCU